Folsomia candida is the source of this 1899-nucleotide messenger RNA. RefSeq names its product tyrosine--tRNA ligase, mitochondrial (gene TyrRS-m). Bases 187 to 1647 code for a protein of 486 amino acids. The transcript is spliced from 7 exons. The record is from RefSeq and is a predicted model, not a curated record. Gene Ontology annotation, cellular component: mitochondrion; cytosol. Gene Ontology annotation, molecular function: ATP binding; tyrosine-tRNA ligase activity; RNA binding. Gene Ontology annotation, biological process: tyrosyl-tRNA aminoacylation. NCBI's taxonomy places the organism in Eukaryota, Metazoa, Arthropoda, Collembola, Entomobryomorpha, Isotomidae.
AUUUUGGAUUUGUAGUUUUGUUUUGUUUUUAAAUUUUUCGACAAGGGCGAAGUGUCGACAACGGCGAAAUUCUAAUUUAGACUUGAACACGAAUGACAAACAAGAUCAUUUAAUUUAUAAUUUAACUUGUAAUUGUAGUUUAAUAGUUAAUUUAAUACAUAUUUUGUACAUUAAUACUUUAUCAUUAUGAUGACACCGUUUUCAUUAUUACGAAAGUUGACCCUUACCAAUUUGCGACGACCUUGUUGGGUGACAUCGUCAUCGGCUCCCCGUCGGGUUUACUCUUCUAGAAAUAUUUUAUCUUUGCGGAGUCGUGGCCUAAUUUCAUCCCUCUUCCCAGCCGAAGAAGAACAAAGGUUUAUCGAUUUUUGUAACACCAAACCGGUCACGAUUUAUGCCGGAUUCGACCCCACAGCAGAAAGUUUGCACGUCGGGAAUUUGGCUGUGAUAAUGAUGCUUUUGAAUUGUCAGAGAGGAGGACAUCACAUCAUUGCAUUGGUUGGCGGUGCCACUGGGCGAAUUGGUGACCCGUCUGGGCGCAAGACCGAACGUUCUGAAUUAGACGGAAAAACUGCAAAGAAAAACGUGGACAAGAUUGGGAAUAACUUGAGAAAAUUGUUUGAGAAUCAUGAAAAAUUGUUUUGGGACGAUAAACGAGGAAAGGAAGCGUUGUCCAAAGUGUUAAUUCUAGACAAUUUCGACUGGUACAGGAACAUGCCGGUUUUAGAAUUUGUUGGAAAAAUUGGGCGUCACUUCCGGCUUGGGACGAUGCUGAUGAAGGAAUCUGUAAAGUCACGUUUAUCAUCUGAAGAAGGAAUUUCUUUUACGGAAUUCACCUAUCAAAUUUUUCAAUCUUAUGACUGGCUGCAUUUGCUAAAACAUUAUGACUGCCAUGUCCAAGUUGGGGGACACGAUCAGAUGGGAAAUAUCUAUGCGGGACAUGAACUUAUCAGUAGGACGGUCAGAUCACCCGUUUAUGGAAUCACGGUCCCCUUAAUCACUGAGACUGAAUCGGGUGCAAAAUACGGGAAAACGGCAGGAAAUGCGAUUUGGUUGGACCCCGAAAAAACUGGACCUUUUGAUUUUUAUCAAUUCUUCUUAAGAACAAAGGAUGCAGAUGUGGGAAGGUUGCUCAAAAUAUUUACAUUUAACACUGACGAGGAAAUUGAAGGAUUAGCGAGGAAACACCAAAAAAAUCCUGAACUUAGGAUACCGCAAAAGGAGCUCGCAAAAAAUGUUACACUUCUAGUCCAUGGUGAAGAAGGCUUAUCUAUUGCCCUUAAAUCCACGGAAGCAUUAUAUUCCGAGAAUUUGGAAGCACUUUCGUCUCUUACGCCACAGGAGGUUCAGAAUCUGUUUAAUAGUGCGGUAUCGGCUGGGAGUAAAUCCUCAACAUCGUCAUUUUUGUCCGAACUAAUCCUAUCUCCCGGAACUACUCUGUUAGAAAUGGCAAUGAAGGCGAGAUGUUUCGAGAAUGAACGUGAUGCCCUAAGAAUAAUUAGUGCCGGAGGGUUUUAUCUUAAUCAUAGAAAGAUCUCAAACCCACAAGAAGUCGUAGUUCCUGGAGUGCACAUUUUACAGAACAAGAUUUCAUUGGCAAGAGUCGGCAAGAAAAAUUAUUAUGUCAUCAAGUGGACUAAUACGUGAACUUAUCAAAGUAGGUCAGUAGAUUGGAUUAUUUAUACUAAUUAUUAAAAUAGUUACAUACCUAGUUUGUAAUGUAUGUUUAAGACAAAUGACUGAGACUAAGAUAUUCCUGUAAAAUUUGUUUGCAAGGAACGAACGAACAAUGACAAGUGAUGAUGCUAAGCUAAUUCAAUUAAUGUUGUGGGUUAUCCAUAUAAUAUAAUUCAUCCGCAUAAUUUACGUAUUAAAAUUAAACAAAGUACCAUAGCUUUU